ACUGACCCACCGCCCUACUUCGGUGCAGCCUGAGCAGCUUUGCCGGUGUCGGUAACGGUAAUCCGUCUCGUCUCCAGCUCGCUGCCAAAGCUCCGGGCUGCCCAUGAACGGCACCAUGGCCGCGUCCUCACACCGGGUAAUGUUGGGGCCGCUGGUCGCGGCCAUCGACCAGGGAACCAGCUCCACACGGUUCCUGGUGUUUAAUUCAAAAACAGCAGAGCUCCUCAGCCACCAUCAGGUGGAAAUCAAACAAAGCUUCCCCAAAGAAGGAUGGGUGGAGGAAGACCCCAAAGAAAUCCUGCAGUCGGUGUUUGAGUGCAUGGAGCGGACGUGUGAGAAACUGACCCAGCUCAACAUCGACAUCUCCAACAUUAAAGCUAUCGGAGUGACCAACCAAAGAGAGACCACGCUCGUUUGGGACAAAGAGACAGGGGAGCCGCUCUACAAUGCAAUCGUUUGGCUGGACCUGAGGACACAAUCAACGGUUGAACGUCUCAUUAACAAAACUCCAGGAAGGAAUAAGAACCACUUGAAGCAUAAAACGGGGCUCCCCAUCAGCACUUACUUCAGCGCCGUGAAGCUCCGCUGGCUGAUGGACAACGUGGACGAGGUCCGUGAAGCCGUCGUGUCUCACCGCGCCAUGUUCGGCACCGUCGACUCCUGGAUCAUCUGGAGUUUGACAGGAGGAAAGACAGGCGGAGUCCACUGCACGGACGUGACCAACGCCAGCAGAACCAUGCUGUUUAACAUCCACACUCUGGACUGGGACCCAGAACUGUGCAAAUACUUUGGUAUUCCCAUGGAGAUCUUGCCCAGAGUGAGGAGUUCUUCUGAAAUAUACGGUCUCAUGAAAAUAUGUUCUAGCCGGAAAUCUGGAGCUCUUACAGGAAUCCCAAUCUCAGGGUGUCUCGGGGAUCAGUCAGCAGCACUUGUUGGACAGAUGUGUUUCCAGGACGGGCAGGCGAAAAACACGUAUGGAACUGGCUGCUUUCUCCUGCGGAACACUGGAGCAAAGCCUGUAAUGUCUGAUCACGGUCUUUUAACGACUGUGGCGUACAAACUUGGUCGGGACAAACCUGCCUGUUAUGCACUAGAGGGCUCUGUGGCCAUCGCAGGAGCCGUGGUCCGUUGGCUGCACGACAAUCUCGGGAUCAUCGAAUCGUCUGAAGAGCUCGAGAAGUUGGCCGCAUCAGUUGGAACGUCCUACGGCUGUUAUUUUGUCCCUGCGUUCUCAGGUCUUUAUGCACCUUAUUGGGAGCCCAGUGCCAGAGGGAUCAUUUGUGGCUUGACUCAGUUCACUAAUAAGAGUCAUGUGGCAUUCGCUGCUCUGGAAGCGGUUUGUUUCCAGACACGAGAGAUACUGGACGCUAUGAACCAGGACAGUGGUAUUCCACUGACUCAGCUCCAGGUGGACGGAGGAAUGACGUCCAACAGGCUGCUGAUGCAGCUGCAGGCCGACAUCCUCUGCAUCCCUGUUGUGAAGCCCUCCAUGCCUGAGACCACAGCUCUGGGUGCAGCGAUGGCAGCAGGAGCAGCAGAAGGCGUGAGUGUGUGGAGUCUGAGCCCGGAGGACCUGAGUGAAGUUACCUCCGAGAAGUUUGAGCCUCAGAUCAACCCUGAAGAGAGUGAGUUUCGGUACGCUCGAUGGAAGAAGGCGGUGCAGAAAUCUAUGAACUGGGAGACGACAGAGCCCGUUGGUAAUGGAAACGGUGAAACUAGUAUCUUCAGCAGCGUCCCUCUGGGCUUCUACAUCAUGGGCAGCAUGUUGAUGUUAAUCGGUGCAAAAUACCUUGCAGGUCACGACUAGGCAAAAAAUCCUGGAGGCAAUAAAACAGAGAAGAAAGUGGAAACCAAGGCUCGUCAUGUUGGACCAUCACUUGAACUCCACAACUCUUUUUUUUUUUUCUUCCACGAAGGCAUUCCAGGAGAAAGAAACAAGCUCCUGCUGAAACUUACCGGACAACCAGGAAAAGUUUGAACUGACUAAUGACAUUAAUUUUGUAUUACUGUAGACAUGUAUAACUGUAUUACUUUCCCUUUUUUUAAUUUUACUGCAACUCUGCAACAGAUAUUGGAACAUUACAGAUUAAUUUUAGUAGGAUUGUGCAUGCAGUAUUUAUUUUUUCACUCUGUUGAUAUGCAUUUCUGAUCUUAUUCAUGUAGGAACUCUACCAAUGGUACUUCAUGUUGUUGUCGUCUUUCCACAGCUGUCUAAUGUGUUAAUUGUUCGUGUAAUGUUUC
This is a messenger RNA of Centropristis striata (black sea bass), 2241 nucleotides long. RefSeq names its product glycerol kinase (gene gk). Gene Ontology annotation, molecular function: glycerol kinase activity. Gene Ontology annotation, cellular component: mitochondrion. Lineage: Eukaryota; Metazoa; Chordata; Actinopteri; Perciformes; Serranidae. The transcript is spliced from 21 exons. The coding region runs from base 104 to 1807 and encodes 567 amino acids. Gene Ontology annotation, biological process: glycerol-3-phosphate biosynthetic process; triglyceride metabolic process; glycerol metabolic process. The record is from RefSeq and is a predicted model, not a curated record.